AUGCGUUCAUCAGCAACUCUCCUCCGUCUUUUCCGCACCUCAAGCGGACAUCUCCCCCGAGCUCGAAAUAUCUCCAAAGCUCCAUCUCCAUUCAAUGCAUACAGACCAUUACCACUGUCAUCAAGAGCCGGCUCACUAUACGCAUAUAAUUCCCGAAGAUACAACUCCAGCUCCUCAGACGCAGCGGAUAUAAAUCCACGACCACUGACCGACCGUGUCCCCAAUGCAUCCGUCGACGCAGCUAACGCCGAGCAAAACGCCGCACGACGAGCUGAGGAACCAGCUUAUCGUAUCGUAUUCACUUGCAAACCCUGUGGUGAGCGGUCAGAUCAUCAGAUGUCCAAGCAUGGAUACCACAAGGGCACGGUUUUGAUUACGUGUCCCUCAUGCCAUGCCCGUCACAUCAUUAGUGACCAUCUUGGUAUCUUUAUGGAUGAGAAGAGUUCGCUGGAGGAUAUUCUGGGUACGAAGGGGAUGAAAGUUACGAAAGGUGUUCUGAAUGAUGAUUUGGAGAUUUGGGAGGAUGGGUCUGUGUACAAGGCUGGGUCGAAUAAGGAGGGCGUUGAUAUCAGCUCGGAUGUCAGCCCUAAAGAGACACCUUGA
Messenger RNA from Talaromyces marneffei, 603 nucleotides. RefSeq lists its product as uncharacterized. Bases 1 to 603 code for a protein of 200 amino acids. NCBI's taxonomy places the organism in Eukaryota, Fungi, Ascomycota, Eurotiomycetes, Eurotiales, Trichocomaceae. The record is from RefSeq and is a predicted model, not a curated record. The transcript has a single exon. Gene Ontology annotation, biological process: protein folding; protein stabilization; protein import into mitochondrial matrix. Gene Ontology annotation, cellular component: mitochondrion. Gene Ontology annotation, molecular function: protein-folding chaperone binding; zinc ion binding.